Messenger RNA from Syzygium oleosum, 2898 nucleotides. RefSeq lists its product as uncharacterized. Lineage: Eukaryota; Viridiplantae; Streptophyta; Magnoliopsida; Myrtales; Myrtaceae. The coding region runs from base 357 to 2585 and encodes 742 amino acids. Gene Ontology annotation, molecular function: GTPase activity; GTP binding. Gene Ontology annotation, biological process: translation. The record is from RefSeq and is a predicted model, not a curated record. The transcript has 14 exons.
AAGAGAGAAGAAGAAGAAGAAGAAGAAGAGGUUGUGCAGUGUGGUAGAGAUUCUCCGUUGGUCUGCUUUCGCCUCGGCGAAGAGGUUAGGCAUCCUCCAUCUCGUCCCGCCCCGUCCCGUCUUCCGCUCCGAUCAUGCCUUGCGAGAAUCUCUUCGCCGCUGCUCUUCUCGUCCAACUCCAAACACAGGGGCGGCGGAUGCAUAGCUUAAUCGGCUGAGAGUUUUUCGCUUUGCCCCGUUUUGCGUUUUGGCAGCACGGCUUCAUGUGCGUGGGGAGGGGCUAAGUAGGUGUGGGAGCGCAAGAAACGACUUCCGAUGCGAUUGUGAGAAAGUCUUGAAACGAAGUUCCUGGGAAGAUGCCGCGCAAAGUUAAUUACGGCUUUGAUUACGAUGAUGACUACGACGACUACGACGACUACGAUAUCGAUUAUGAUGUAGAAGAUAAUGGCAAUUCACCUAAGCCAAACCAAGAGACCACCAGGUCUGGUGUUUGGCGUUGCUCCAUUUGUACCUAUGAUAAUGAACAGAGCAUGACCUCAUGUGAUAUUUGUGGGGUUCUUCGAAAUCCUUUGCCUCCGAGUGGCAUCAGCAAUGGCAAUGACCUAAAAACAGUGUGUAAAGAUUCUGGAGCAUCCAAAAUGGCCAGGUCUCUAUUUGAAUCAUUGCCCCAUCAGACACCUAAAAGGGCUGCAUUAAUUCAACAGCAAAAUGAUGAUCCCUUGACAGGACAGCGCACCAUCUUACAUGAGUUUGCUGAUGUGCAUGGGAACUUCGAUAAGCUACACGAGGCAUUUAACACUCAUGCCCAUAAAACUGUCAAUAUAGUGCCUUUUAAAUUUGAUGUCCCAUCCCCAGAUGAUAUUGUCACCAAUGGAUUGCGUUCCUCCAAAAUGGGUGCAAAAGCAAGUGCAACCACCGUAAGGAAGGAUAAUAUGUCUGCUCCAAUGAGCACAAGAUCGUCAAAUAGCUCAUCUCUUAUGAUGUCAAAGGGCAGAAAUGUCACUGGUAAUGAGAACAAUCAAUUAAAAGAUGAAGAGCGUAAUCUAAGAUCAAGAGCGAAAAAUCCAGAUGAAAUGGCAGGUGCCUCAUCAAGCUAUCAAGAGGGUGGGAUUGAGUACACUUUAUCAAUGGAUGAGAUCAAGCCGCAAAGUCUUGUGCGUAGUUUAGACAGUGUCUCUGUUAAUGAUAGAGGUAGAAAUUCCAAUAGUUAUGGCACUGGAAAAGCUACUUCUCAGGGGCAGUAUAAACCUGAAAAAUGGAUGCUCCCUGAAGCAGAAGAUGGCUUAUUGAGUCAAUUGAAUCUCGCCAUUGUGGGGCAUGUUGAUUCUGGAAAAUCAACACUUUCAGGUAGACUUCUACAUCUGUUGGGACGAAUAUCUCAGAAGGAGAUGCACAAGCAUGAAAAAGAGGCCAAACUACAGGGCAAGGGGUCCUUUGCUUAUGCUUGGGCAUUGGAUGAGAGCCCAGAGGAAAGGGAAAGGGGAAUAACCAUGACGGUGGCUGUUGCUUAUUUUGAUACCAAAAGAUAUCGUGUUGUUGUGCUGGACUCCCCAGGGCACAAGGAUUUUGUUCCAAAUAUGAUAUCAGGAGCCACACAAGCUGAUGCCGCAUUGCUCGUUAUUGAUGCGUCCAUUGGUUCUUUUGAAGCUGGCAUGGACGGUAGUAAGGGCCAAACUAAAGAGCAUGCGCAGCUUAUCAGAAGCUUUGGAGUAGAUCAACUUAUUGUUGCAGUUAAUAAAAUGGACAUCGUGGAGUAUUCAAAGGAUAGAUUCGAUUUGAUCAAAAAGCAACUUGGAACAUUUCUCCGGUCUAGUGGUUUUAGGGACUCAUCAGUAUUAUGGAUUCCUCUGAGUGCCAUGGAAAAUCAAAAUCUGGUCUCAGCUCCUUCAGAUGUUCGUUUGUUAUCCUGGUAUAAGGGACCAUACUUGUUGGAUGCUAUCGACUCCCUCCAAUCUCCAACCAGGGACAUUUCGAAACCUCUAGUCAUGCCCAUAUGUGAUGUUAUUAAAUCACCUACGAUGGGGCAGGUCUCUGCUUGUGGGAAAUUGGAAGCUGGAGCUCUUCGAAGUGGAGUGAAGGUUCUCGUCAUGCCAUCACGGGAUAUGGGGACAGUCAGGUCUUUGGAACGUGACUCUCGGCCAUGUGCAAUCGCAAGAACUGGGGAUAAUGUUGCUGUGGUUCUUCAGGGAAUUGAUACGAGCCAAGUGAUAUCCGGCGGGGUCCUUUGUCACCCUGAUUUCCCGAUUUCCAUUACCAAGCAUCUGGAGCUGAAAGUGCUCGUCUUGGAUGGUGCUUCCCCCAUUCUAAUCGGUUCUCAGUUGGAAUUUCAUAUUCACCAUGCAAAGGAAGCAGCCAGAGUUGAUAAAAUGGUGUCAUUGCUCGAUCCUAAGACUGGCAAGGUGAUGAAGAAAGCACCGCGGUGUCUCCUUGCAAAGCAGAGCGCAGUUAUUGAGGUGGUUUUGCAAGGACCAGUUUGUGCAGAAGAGUUUUCGAGCUGUAAAGCUCUUGGAAGGGUCUCCUUAAGAGCAUUGGGGAGAACUCUAGCCGUAGGAAUUGUUACUCGAGUAAUUGAGAAAGAACCAUAGCAUUUUCAGAAGUAAAUAAUUUGUAUUCUUCGGCAAAUUUUACAAUUGAGUAACGGCAACGGUGUUGAGUAACACAUCAGUUUUAAUGGAUGAUAGUGGGACAAGUUGCAAAAUAUAGAUAAUACAGAGAAGCAGUUAACUUGAUGGGACACGAUAGAGACGUUCACAGUAGCUAAAAGAGGAUUGGCCAUUGCAUGUGGAGGCAAUGAGGAGCUGGAAUGUGUUAUAGUGUAGAGCCUAAUCCUAAUGAAACAUGUAGUAUUUAUUCAUUCUUUAAAAUAUUAUCGAGGAAAGAAAUCAUCUAUUAUUUCAA